Molecule: messenger RNA, 958 nt
Organism: Hydra vulgaris (swiftwater hydra)
Lineage: Eukaryota; Metazoa; Cnidaria; Hydrozoa; Anthoathecata; Hydridae
Source: RefSeq, a predicted model, not a curated record
AUAGAAAAAUAAACAGUGCUUAAGAACUUUGGCUAUUUCUGAACGCUGUGUGUUAAAUUCUACGAUUAAAAUUAAUUUGUUAUCAGAUAUUUUUUGGGAUAAAGUUCAAGGAUUUUUAGUUAUGCUAACACCAAUAGCUGAUGCAAUUAAAAUAACGGAAGCAGAUAGUCCAAUGCUGUCAUCUAUAGUUGAAAUUUUUUAUAUCUUAGAAGAAAAUAAUAAUCAAAACAUAGUAGCUAGUCCUUUAACUAAAAAAGAAGAAGCAGAAAUGAAGAAACUAUUUGCAAAAAGAAAAAAAUUUUGCUUAACAGAAAUUCAUAUGGCUGCUAAUCUACUUGACCCCAAGUAUCAAGGAAGAUAUUUAAAUGGGGAGCAAAAGAUUGAUGCAUGUGAAAUAAUCCAUUCAAUUGCUGUAAAUUCGUCUAAUAUCAAAAUAGAUAUUUUGAUGUCUGAUUUAGCAAAUUACCAAUGUAAAGGAGGCGUUUUUUCAAAAAGUUUUUUAUGGACAGCAAUUGACUUAACAUUUGCUCCGAAUUGGUGGAAGGGAUUAUGUUCAUCUACUGAAUUAUCCAAAGUAGCAGCAAAAAUUCUUCAGCUUCCAGCUACAAGUGCUGCUUGUGAGAGAAGUUUUAGCAGUUAUGCAAAUAUUCACAAUGCCAAAAGAAACAGGUUGACAAAUAAAAGGGCAGGCAAAUUAGUGUUUGUAUCACAAAAUUUAAGAUUGGAAGCAAUGGAUAUGUGUCUAACACAACAACCAAUCUUGCCUAAAGAAUCAUUAAAUACAUCAGAUGAAUCUCGUGAAUCAAUCAAUAUUUCAGAUGACUCACUAGAUCAAGAAUUAUCUGAACUUUACAAUCAUGAUUCUUCAGGAGAUGAAUUUUAAAUAACAAAACCUGAAAUAAAACUGUUGUUUUCUAUUAAAUUUUGAAUUCAAAUUUUUACUAAAUAAAAAUUUGAA